Molecule: messenger RNA, 777 nt
Organism: Apodemus sylvaticus (European woodmouse)
Lineage: Eukaryota; Metazoa; Chordata; Mammalia; Rodentia; Muridae
Product: PRAME family member 18-like
Exons: 4
Coding region: 1-777 (258 amino acids)
Cellular component (GO): cytoplasm
Source: RefSeq, a predicted model, not a curated record
AUGAGCACCUACAACCCUCUCACACUCCAGCAGCUGGCACUGGAUGUGCUGCUGAGGAAAGAUGCCAUAAACUCCUCCGAUCUGGAUCACCUGCCCACGGUGCUUUUCCCACCACUCUUCCUAGAGGCUUUCAAUGGCAGACACACACAGAUAUUGAAGGCAAUGGUGGCAGCCUGGCCCUUUCCCUGCCUCCCUGUGGGGGCCCUGAUGAAAACCACUGAUGUGGAGGUCUUGCAAGCUGUGCUGGAGGGAAUAGAUAUACUGCAGACACAGAAUGCUAGUCCCAGUAGAAAGCUUCAAGUCCUGGACUUGAGAGAUGUGCACCAAGAUUUUUGGGAUGUAUGGGCUGGAAGAAAGGAUGAAGUCUGCUCAGCAAAGACUGGGAAUGAGAAGCAAGUUGCAAAGCACACUCCUAGAUAUGCACUGAGGCAGCGUUUGAAGUUCUCCAAACUCAACUAUCUCCAACACCUCUCCAUGAAUUGUGGCUACUUUUCCAGUGAGAACAAGAAACUGUUGUUCAGGGGCGGGGGCUGUGUCGCAAGUCUUGGCACACUUGUAGGGCCAGAUGUGUCUUUACCUAAGGUAGGCAGUAUGAAGUCUGCUUUUCGAAAUGUCAGGAGGUUGAGCAGGGCAGAAAACAAUCUGAACCCGUGGCACCUGCAAUGCAUCACCAUUCUUGAUCAAACGUGCCAGGGGUUUUUGUUAGCCUUUUGGAGCACACCUUCCAGAACCAGAGCUCCUGCAGAAUUGCACCUCUGUUCUCCUGGCAGAGCAUAA